Striga hermonthica is the source of this 11187-nucleotide messenger RNA. The record is from the annotation of a GenBank genome assembly. Lineage: Eukaryota; Viridiplantae; Streptophyta; Magnoliopsida; Lamiales; Orobanchaceae.
AUGAAGUUGAAGCGGAGAAGGGCACUUGAAGUGCCUUCAAAGGUUAAAUCCUUCAUCAACCAAGUUACUGCUACACCACUUGAGAAUAUCGAAGAACCACUGAAAAAUUUUUCUUGGGAGUUUGAUAAGGGAGAUUUCCAUCAUUGGGUAGACUUGUUUAAUCAUUUUGACACCUUUUUUGAGAAAUACAUCAAACCAAGGAAGGAUUUGCAGCUUGAGGACAAUUUUUUGGAAUCGGAUCCACCCUUCCCAAGGGAUGCUGUUCUGCAGAUUCUCCGUGUCAUUCGAGUAAUAUUGGAGAAUUGCACAAAUAAGCAUUUCUACAGCUCUUAUGAGCAUCACUUGUCAUCUCUGCUUGCUUCCACUGAUGCAGAUGUCGUGGAGGCAUGCCUGCAGACUUUGGCAGCCUUUUUGAAGAAAUCCAUCGGGAAAUACAUUAUUAGAGAUGUUUCUCUGAAUUCAAGAUUAUUUUCUUUUGCCCAAGGUUGGGGGGGUAAAGAAGAAGGUCUUGGAUUGGUUUCCUGUGCUCUACAGAAUGUAGCUGACCCAAUUGCUUAUGAGCUGGGUAGCACUCUGCAUUUUGAAUUUUAUGCUAUGAACAUAUCUUCUAAUGAGCCAACUGCUUCAGAACAGCCAACUCAGGGUUUACAAACUAUACAUAUGCCUGACGUGAAUGCCAGAGAAGAGUCUGAUCUUGAACUUCUGAAUAAGUUAAUUGUUGAAUAUAGAGUUCCACAUAAUUUGAGAUUUUCUCUUUUGACAAGAUUGCGAUUUGCCAAGGCUUUUGGCUCCCUAGAGACAAGGCAGCAGUAUACUUGUAUACGGCUGUAUGCUUUUGUAGUUCUUGUUCAAGCAUGUAGUGAUACUGAGGACCUAGUUUCCUUUUUCAACGCUGAGCCGGAGUUCAUCAAUGAGUUGGUUACUAUGUUAAGCAUUGAAGAUGCGGUUCCUGAAAAAAUUCGAAUUUUAUGUCUUCUUUCUUUGGUUGCCCUUUGUCAAGAUAGGUCUCGUCAGCCUACUGUGUUGACUGCUGUAACUUCUGGGGGACACCGUGGUAUUCUAUCUAGCCUCAUGCAGAAAGCAAUUGGCUCGGUUGUUAGUGAUUCAUCUAAGUGGUCUGUUGUUUUUGCUGAGGCUCUGUUAUCUCUUGUUACUGUCUUAGUGUCUUCAUCAUCAGGAUGCUCAGCUAUGCGUGAGGCUGGAUUUAUCCCCACCCUCCUGCCUCUAUUGAAAGAUACAGAUCCCCAGCACUUGCAUUUGGUUAGUACAGCUGUACAUGUUCUGGAAGCUUUUAUGGAUUACAGCAAUCCAGCUGCUGUUCUUUUCCGUGAUUUGGGUGGUUUGGAUGAUACAAUAUCACGUUUAAUGGUAGAAGUAUCUCAUGUUGAAAAUGGUUCGAAGCCGCAGACUACCUCUGGUGAACAUUCAGAAUGUGGUGGUUCUCAAGUAAUUUCAGAUGCAUCUUCUACCGGGCUUGAUAGUCUGCAGCCUCCGCAUUCGGGAGCUUUGGUUUCGUAUCAUCGGCGAUUAUUGAUGAAAGCCCUACUGCGUGCUAUAUCUUUAGGAACUUAUGCUCCUGGGACAACAGCUCGAAUGUAUGGUACAGAAGAAAGCUUGUUGCCACAUUGCUUGUGUAUAAUAUUUAAAAGGGCAAAAGAUUUUGGUGGGGGUGUAUUUUCACUUGCAGCAACUGUUAUGAGUGACUUAAUCCACAAAGAUCCUACCUGCUUCUCUGUCUUAGAAGCAGCAGGUCUUCCUUCUGCCUUUAUGGAUGCUGUUAUGGAUGGUGUUCUUUGUUCCGCAGAAGCUAUCACUUGCAUACCUCAGUGUCUUGAUGCCUUGUGUUUGAACAACAACGGUCUUCAGGCUGUGAAAGAACGCAAUGCAUUGAGGUGCUUUGUAAAAGUUUUUACGUCUAAAACGUACCUGCGAGCCCUUACUGCCGAUACAUCAGGUUCCUUGUCCAGCGGUUUGGAUGAACUAAUGCGCCAUGCUGCAUCAUUGCGUGGGUCAGGAGUUGACAUGCUGAUUGAGAUACUUACUAAUAUUGCAAAAAUUGGAUCUGGACUCGAAUCGGCUUCACCGUCCUCAGAUCCUCCUAGCUCCUCUCAGCCUGUUCUUAUGGAAACUGAAUCUGAGAAUAGAGAUGUGAUCUUGAUUGAUGAUAAAGAAUCAUCAAGGCAUGGAACUGAUGAGCAAUUAAUGGACAUUGUCCCUGAUACGCGAUCAUUGAAUGUUGAAUCUUCUUUGCCUGAUUAUAUAAGCAAUGUUGCUCGUCUUCUUGAAACAGUACUUCAAAAUUCUGAUACUUGCCGGAUUUUUGUUGAGAAAAAAGGAAUUGAGUGUGUCCUGCAGUUAUUCUCAUUGCCUGUUCUGCCCCUCUCAGUUUCUCUUGGUCAAAGCAUAGCUGUUGCAUUCAAGAAUUUCUCACCUCAGCACUCGACUUCUCUUGCUCGUGCAGUAUGCACAUUUCUGAGAGAACAUUUGAGGUCCGCAGAGGAACUUUUGACCCCAAUUAUGGGACGCCAGCUUACUGAGAUUGAGUUUUCCCAUAGAGUAAAGAUCUUGAGGUGCCUCACUACAUUGGAAGGGAUCCUGUCUCUUUCUAUUUCUUUACUAAAAGGCACCACUACAUUGGUCUCUGAACUGGGUUCUGCUGAUGCGGAUGUCUUGAAGGAACUUGGGAAGACUUACAGGGAAAUUCAGUGGCAAGUAUCUUUAUGUUGUGAGUUGAAGGUGGUGGAGAAGUCAAGUGGUGAAGUGGAGCCCGAUAAUACAGAUGCAGGUACAUCGAAUGUGGCUGGAAGGGAUAGUGAUGAUGACUCUAAUAUUCCAUCCAUUAGAUAUAUGAAUCCUCUAUCUAUCCGAAAUAGUUCCCACUCACAAUGGGGAGUUGAGCGUGACUUCAUAUCUGUGGUGCGUUCAAGUGAAGGUUUCAGUCGACGUAGCCGACAUAGUUUGGCUCGUCUUCAUGGUGGCAGAGCGGCUGGAAGGCACCUGGAAGCUUUACAAAUUGAUACUGAGUCCGGAACAUCUAGUGCAAAGGCUCCUUCCCACGGGAUGAAGAAGAGAAGUCCUGAAAUGGUGGCUGUAGAUAUUCUGAAUAAGCUUGCUUUGACCAUGUGUUCUUUCUUCACAGCACUGGUGAAAGGUUUUACGUCACCGACUCGUCGAAGAACUGAAACUGGGCCCUUAAGUUCUGCUUCGAAGACAAUUGGGACUGCCCUUGCAAAAGUUUUUCUAGACUCUCUGGGUUUCUCAGGGUACACCAGUUCCACUGGAGUCGAUGUGUCACUGUCGGUCAAAUGUCGAUAUCUUGGGAAGGUUGUGGAUGAUAUGGUGGCCCUUACAUUUGAUAGCAGGAGGCACACAUGUUAUGCUUCUAUGAUCAACAAAUUUUAUGUGCACGGGACCUUCAAGGAGCUUCUUACAACUUUUGAGGCAACAAGUCAGUUGUUGUGGACUGUUCCCUAUGCUAUUUCUGCGCCAGGUUCUGAUCACGAGAAAAGUGGCGAAGGGAGCAAGCUGUCUCACAGUUCGUGGCUGCUCGAUACAUUGCAAAGUCAUUGUCGUGAGCUAGAGUAUUUUGUGAAUUCUGGGAUAUUAUUGUCUUCAACCUCAGCAUCUCAGGCUCAGCUACUUGUUCAGCCUGUUGCAGUCGGUUUAUCCAUUGGGCUGUUCCCCGUUCCUAGGGACCCCGAAGCAUUGGUCCGUAUGCUACAGUCUCAAGUUUUAGAUGUGAUACUUCCUGUCUGGAACCAUCCGAUGUUCCCAAACUGUAGCCCUGGUUUUAUCACUUCCAUCGUUUCACUACUUACUCAUGUGUACAAUGGCGUAAUUGAUAUAAAAACAAGUCGCAAUGGACUAUCUGGAGCAGCUCACCAACGCUUCAUGCCACCGCCUCCUGAUGAAGCUACGGUUGCUACUAUUGUCGAGAUGGGCUUUUCAAGAGCGAGAGCUGAGGAGGCACUGAGACGAGUGGAAACAAACAGCGUUGAGAUGGCAAUGGAGUGGCUGUUCAGUCAUGCUGAAGAUCCUGUUCAAGAGGAUGACGAGCUAGCUCGUGCACUGGCUUUAUCUCUGGGAAAUUCUACAGAAUCACCUAAAGUCGAUGGUGCUGAUAAGUCUGCCGAUGUCGUGAACGAAGAGGGAAAUUCGAAUCCCCCUCUGGCUGAUAAUGUUCUUGCUGUUGGGACGAAAUUAUUUGAGGGUAGUGAUGCCUUGGCCUUUCCACUUACAGAUCUGCUUGUAACUCUUUGCAGCAGGAACAAAGGGGAGGAGUGCCCCAAAGUGAUUUCUUAUCUUCUUCAGCAGCUAAAGCUUUGCCUACUUGACUUCUCUACUGACAGCUGUGCGCUGGGUAGAAUCUCCCAUACUCUAGCAUUACUUCUUGCAGAAGAUGGUGUCACUCGGGAAAUUGCUGCAGAAAAUGGUAUUGCGGUGGUGGUAAUCGAUAUCUUGAUGAAUUUUAUGUCCAAGACUGAGGCUUCAACAGAGCUCCUUGUGCCUAAAUGCAUCAGCGCAUUACUUCUUAUCUUGGAUGAUUUGGUACAAUCUAGGCCCAGGAUUUCUGGUGAUAAUGGUGAGGGAGUAUUACCCGGAGCGUUAUCUGGUGCAUUGGGAAAUCAAGCAUCAUCUGAAGCAAUUGAGGUCAAAUCAGUUCCAUCUGAUGUGUGCAAGGAUAAUGACUCUGCCAAGGAUGGUUCUGCCUUGGAAAAAGUUUUUGGCAAACCAACUGGUUAUUUGUCGAUGGAGGAGAGCCAUAAGGUACUUGUAAUUGUUUGUAACUUGAUAAAAAGUCACGUACCUUCAAUCAUUAUGCAGGCUGCUCUUCAGUUGUGUGCUCGCUUGACAAAAUCACACGCUCUGGCUCUGCAAUUCCUUGAAAAUGGUGGCUUGGUUGCCCUUUUUGGCCUUCCAACGAGUUGCUUCUUUCCUGGGUAUGACACUUUAGCAUCUGCUAUUGUUCGGCAUCUUCUUGAAGAUCCUCAUACAUUGCAAUCAGCUAUGGAAGUUGAGAUACGACAAACACUGAGUGGAAGUAGGUACAAUGGAAGAAUAUCGGCGAAAACAUUUCUAACAUCAAUGGCACCAGUUAUAUCCAGAGAUCCAGGGGUCUUUAUGAAAGCUGGAGCUGCUGUGUGUCAGGUGGAGUCUGUAGGAGGAAGGACCAUGGUGGUGCUGUCUAAAGAUAAAGACAAAGAGAAAGAGAAGUUAAAAAGCUCUGAGACUGGAGUGUCCACUAAUGAAUGUGUACGAAUAACUGAACAGAAGACUCCUGACGGGUCUAAUAAGUACUUCAAAGGCUACAAAAAGGUUUCAGCAAACCUCACCCAAGUAAUUGAUUAUCUUCUUGAAAUUGUGUCAACUUACCCUUCGUAUAAUGCGGAUGAUGAUUGCGGAGGCCAUCCAAGUGCCAUGGAGGUAGAUGAACCAACCUUGAAAAUGAAGGGUAAAUCAAAGGUUGAUGAAACUGUAAAAACAGGAUCUGACAGUUUCUCUGAGAAAGCUGCAGCCCUAGCUAAGGUGACAUUUGUUCUCAAGUUAUUGAGUGAUAUUCUCCUCAUGUAUGUUCAAGUCGUUGGUGUAAUCUUGAGACGGGACCUGGAAAUGUGUCAACAGCGUGGGUCCAAUAAUUUUGAAAGUCCUGGACAGGGUGGCGUAGUCCACCAUUUGUUACAUUGUCUUCUUCCCCUGUCAAUGGAUAAAUCUGCUGGCCCUGAUGAGUGGAGAGACAAGCUUGCUGAAAAAGCUUCAUGGUUUCUGGUUGUAUUGGCUGGUCGUUCCAGUGAAGGAAGGAGAAGGGUGGUCAAUGAACUUGUGAAAGCUUUAUCGCAAUUUAUAAAUGUUCAGAAUAACUCUUCUAGCGGCGGUUUAUUACCUGAUAAGAAAGUUCUUGCAUAUGUUGAUCUGGUAUAUUCUAUUUUAUCGAAGAAUUCUUCGUCCGGAAACCUACCGGGUUCUGUGUGUUCACCUGAUAUUGCUAAAAGCAUGAUUGAUGGAGGAGUUGUCCAUUGCCUAUCCAGCAUUCUUCAGGUAGUUGAUUUGGACCAUCCUGAAGCACCAAAGGUUGUGAACCUCAUACUCAAGUCAUUGGAAAGCCUUACUAGGGCGGCCAAUGCUAGUGAACAACUUCUCAAAGCAAAUACGUUGAAUAAGAAAAAGGUGAACGAUCUAAGUGGAAGUUCUGCAACCCAGCUUGUAGGUUCUGGGGAUUCUCAACUACAAUCUGCUGAAAAUAGAAGCUCACAAGAUGGACUCAUGAGUAAUGGACGUUCAGAAUCACAACCUGCUGGUAUCUCUUGGGAAAAUGGAUCGAAUACUAGUGCAAAUCCAAACCAGCCCCAUGGUCAAGAGAUGAGGAUCGAGGAGCAUACCACUAAUGAUCCACACGUAGAUCUUGGGAUGGAUUAUAUGCAAGAUGAUAUGGAAGAAAGUGGUGCCUUGCCCAACACUGAACAAAUCGAAAUUGCUUUUCAUGUGCAGAACAACGUAGAUGAUGAUAUGAAUGAGGAAGAGGAUGGCAUGGGUGAUGAUGGUGAGGAUGAGGAUGAUGGUGAGGAUGAGGAUGAUGCUAUAGGGGAAGGCACUGGUUUAAUGUCAUUGGCUGAUACUGACAUUGAGGACCACGAUGAUGCUGGGUUGGGUGAUGAAUACAAUGAUGAUAUGGUUGAUGAAGAGGAUGACGACUUCCAUGAAAAUAAUGUUAUUGAGGUGAGGUGGAGAGAGGCUCUUGAUGGUUUAGACCAUUUGCAGGUCCUUGGACAACCUGGAGCAGGGGGUUUGAUUGAUGUCUCUGCAGAAGCUUUUGAAGGAGUGAAUGUCGACGACUUCUUUGGAAUCCGUAGAACUUUUGGCUUUGAGCGCCGUCGUCAAACUAACAGAACUUCCUACGAGCGGUCUGUUGCCGAUGGAAAUGGUCUUCGGCAUCCUCUCCUUUCAAGGCCAUCGAAUUCUGUUGAUAUGGGUUUGACUUCUGCUGGGAACUCCCGCGAUUCAGAAGGCCUUUCUGCCGGUAACCUUGAUCUCGCUCAGUUUUACAUGUUUGAUGCUCCUGUUCUUCCAUAUGAUAGUGCAACCAAUCUAUUUGGUGAUCGGCUUGGUGGUUCUGGCCCGCGACAACUAGCUGAUUUUUCUGUUGGUUUAGAGUCAUUGCGUGGAUCGGGUCGAAGAGGGCGGCCAGGUGAUGGCCGGUGGUCUGAUGAUGGCCAGCCCCAAGGUGAUGGUCAAGCUGCUGCAAUUGCUCAGGCUAUUGAAGAUCAAUUUAUUUCUCAGUUGGGCAAUAAUAAUACUCCUGAAAGACUUGAACAGAACGCAGCCUUACCGGAAAGCCAGGAGAGAGCUCCUAUUUCUGCCACUGAUAUUCAGCAGGUAUUGGUUGUUGAUAGCACUGAAGCUCUACUAAUUGAUGAUCACCAUAUUAACAGUGUUGACGAAGGUGCUCAACCGGAUGAACUCCAACUGUCUCAGGAAGUCAAUCGAGAGGUCUUGUCAGGAAGGGAACGCCAACAAGAAGCGCAAGUUAUUCGUAGUGACGUUGCUGAUGAUAGGAUGGAAACAGGGGUUGUGCAUAAUGUUGGGGGACAGGAUCUGGAGACAUAUUUAGGUUCUGUUGCUCCGGAUAGUGUGCUCUCUGACCGAGGAUCGGGAUUUCCGCCUACUUCUCAUGGUUUAUCAGACUCUGGAACAGAUAUUGCAGGUUCUGGUGAUUUUCAUGCUUCAAUUCCAGCAAGUGGUGAUGUUUACAUGAAUGGCACUCAAGUGGAAGGGGACCAGGCUGGCACACGAUUACUUCUGUCUGAAAUUAACCUUGAGGAGCCAUCGCAGCUGCUAAAUAAUGCUGUUGUUGAAGAUGCAGACCAGACUGAGGAAAGUAAUUUGAAUAAUGAGGCUUCUAAUAAUGCCAGUGGUAUAGAUCCAACAUUUUUGGAGGCACUCCCUGAAGAUCUUCGUGCUGAGGUUCUUGCUUCACAGCAAGCUCGGUCGGCUCCACCUUCUACCUAUGCACCUCCUGGAGUUGAAGAAGACAUUGAUCCUGAAUUUUUGGCUGCUCUGCCUCCUGAUAUUCAAGCUGAAGUUCUUGCUCAACAGCGAGCACAAAGGAUUGCUCAGCAAUCUGAAGGACAACCUGUUGACAUGGACAAUGCUUCUAUUAUUGCUACUUUCCCUGCUGAUCUGCGUGAAGAGGUGCUAUUAACGUCUUCAGAGGCACUAUUAUCCGCACUGCCAUCUCCGUUACUUGCCGAAGCACAAAUGCUCCGAGACAGAGCAAUGAGCCAUUAUCAUGCCCGCAGCUUGUUUGGAGGUAACCAGAGACUAAACAGAGCGAAUAGAUUGGGUUUUGACAGGCAAACGGCUAUGGAUAGGGGUGUUGGAGUCUCUAUUGGACGGAGAGCUGCUUAUGUUGCAGAGAAUUUGAAGUUGAAUGAAAUUGAUGGCGAACCACUUCUUGAUGCUAAUGGGUUGAAAGCGUUAAUCCGUUUGUUACGACUGGCGCAGCCUCUGGGGAAAGGUCUACUGCAGAGACUUCUUUUGAACUUGUGCUCACACAGUGAUACAAGAGCAGUUCUUGUUCGGCUUCUGCUUGAUAUGAUCAAGCCUGAGACUUCGAGCGUAGUUGGUGGAGUGACUUCAGUUAAUACACAAAGACUUUAUGGAUGCCAGUCUGAUGUUGUUUAUGGCCGAUCUCAAUUAUGUGAUGGUGUUCCACCAUUAGUUUUACGCCGAGUGCUUGAGAACCUGACCUAUCUGGCUACAAAUCACUCUGGUGUUUCCAGCCUCUUGUUCCACUUUGAUAGCUUAACUAUUCCUGAACUUUCAUCAAUAAACCAUGGAGGGGACAGUAAUGGAAAAGGUAAGGACAUCAUCGGAGGGUUUUCUGAAAACUCACAGAAAGGAGACAUCCCUUUGAUAUUACUUCUUAGGCUUUUAAGCGAACCACUUUUCCUACGGAGCAUGGGGCAUCUUGAGCAGGUCAUGGGUCUGCUCCAAGUUGUAAUAUGUGCUGCAGCUUCCAAGAUAGAUGCUUUGUCAAAUGCUGAAGAAACUGCGCCUCCAACUGAAAACCCUUCUGUAGAUGAAACUGCCAGCAAUAUCAGGACAGAUACUAAUGCAUUAGGAGCAGAAUCUCAACUAGACCAGAAUGCCAGUGCUUUGAACGCCAAAUCGGAUGAUCGGAGAACAACUAGAACUUAUGAUGUCUUCUUGCUGAUACCGCAAUCAGAUUUGCAUAAUCUUUGUAGCCUUCUUGGGCAUGAAGGGCUUUCUGACAAAGUUUACACCCUGGCUGGUGAUGUGCUGAUGAAGUUGGCUUCAGUGGCUUCUGUUCAUCGCCGAUUUUUCAUUUUGGAACUUUCGGAGUCAGCCGAAAGGCUGAGCACGUCAGCCGUCAAUGAACUCGUCAAACUAAGGAACACACAAAUGCUGGGAUUGUGCUCUGGAUCAAUGGCUGGGGCCGCCAUUCUUCGCGUUCUACAGAUUCUCAGCUCGCUCAUUUUCAUUGGCACCGACAAUGAUAAGGACAGAGUGGAUGGAGAAGAGCAGGAAGAGCAAGUGACAAUGUGCAAGUUAAAUGCUGCACUUGAGCCCCUGUGGAAAGAACUGAGUGAUUGCAUUAGUACAAUGGAGACCGAGUUGAGCCAGAGAUCCGACUCUUCCACUGUCUCAAGCAAUAGCAUUGGGGAACAGAUUCAGGGGUCUUCACCAGCAACUUCCCCUUUACCCACUGGGACUCAGAGGCUCCUGCCUUUUAUCGAGGGCUUCUUCGUUCUUUGUGAGAAGUUGCAGGCCAAUAAUUCCACUUUGCAGCAAGAUCUUAACGUGACAGCAUUAGAAGUGAAAGAGUCUGCUGGGAGUUCAGGCCAGUUUACCAAAUCCAUGGAUCCUUACAAGAAAACUGAUGGGUCCAUCACGUUUGUUAGGUUUGCUGAGAAGCACCGUCGCCUUCUUAAUGCCUUUGUAAGGCAGAAUCCCGGCUUAUUGGAGAAGUCACUCUCAAUGAUGCUGAAAGCUCCUCGGCUAAUUGAUUUUGACAACAAGAGGUCUUAUUUCCGUUCCAGGAUCCGUCAGCAGCAUGACCAACAUUUGUCGGGCCCACUGCGUAUUAGUGUUAGGCGAGCGUACAUUUUGGAGGACUCAUACAACCAGCUUCGCAUGCGGUCAACUCAGGACCUUAAGGGACGGUUGAAUGUGCAUUUCCAAGGUGAAGAGGGUAUUGAUGCCGGUGGCUUGACUAGGGAGUGGUAUCAGUUGCUGUCGAGGGUCAUAUUUGACAAAGGAGCUUUGCUUUUCACUACUGUUGGAAACAAUGCGACUUUCCAACCAAAUCCUAAUUCAGUAUAUCAAACUGAGCAUCUCUCGUAUUUCAAAUUCAUAGGCCGCGUGGUCGCUAAGGCACUUUUUGAUGGACAACUGCUUGAUGUAUAUUUUACUCGCUCCUUCUACAAGCAUAUCCUUGGAGUAAAGGUGACUUAUCAUGAUAUAGAGGCUGUUGAUCCAGAUUACUAUAAAAAUCUUAAAUGGAUGUUGGAGAACGAUGUGAGUGACAUACCUGAUCUGACAUUUAGCAUGGAUGCAGAUGAAGAAAAGCACAUCCUUUAUGAGAAAACAGAGGUUACUGACUAUGAGCUCAAACCGGGUGGAAGAAAUAUAAGAGUGAUGGAAGAAACAAAGCAUGAAUACGUAGAUCUUGUUGCUGAUCACAUUUUGACUAAUGCUAUCCGUCCUCAAAUAAAUGCAUUCCUUGAAGGUUUCAAUGAAUUAGUACCACGGGAACUUAUAUCUAUCUUCAACGAUAAAGAGCUCGAACUAUUGAUUAGUGGUCUUCCAGAAAUUGAUUUGGCUGAUCUGAAGGCCAAUACCGAGUAUACUGGCUAUACCCCAGCAUCUAGUGUUGUUCAGUGGUUUUGGGAGGUUGUCGAAGCAUUCAACAAGGAAGAUAUGGCAAGAUUUUUGCAGUUUGUAACAGGAACCUCAAAGGUCCCUCUAGAAGGUUUUAAGGCACUGCAAGGCAUAUCUGGUCCCCAGAAGUUUCAAAUUCACAAAGCAUAUGGAGCUCCUGAGAGACUUCCAUCAGCUCACACAUGCUUUAACCAACUGGACCUUCCCGAGUAUUCUUCCAAGGAGCAGCUUCAAGGACGUUUGUUCCUAGCGAUCCACGAAGCUAGUGAAGGAUUUGGCUUUGGUUAA